GCGUCCUUCUCCUCGGCUCCGGGCGCGGAGGAAAGGGGAGGUGGGGGGGCGUGGGGGGGGGACCCGAGCCAGUUCUCCUUUCCGCGCCGCCAUCCCGGACGAUGGUGAAUGAUGAACGUGCCACACCAUGAAGCUCUUGCGGCAGGUACCUGGGCACCACGGCUGGAGCGCGUCCCUGUUCGCCUGCCUGACCGUCCACGCCUGGACGCUCUGCGCCGCCGCCGCCGCCUCGCCCGCCGCCCCGAGCUGCCCCGCCGCCUGCUCCUGCAGUAACCAGCUGGGCAAGGUGGUCUGCACGCGCCGCGGGCUGGCCCAGGUGCCCCCGGGCAUCCCCUCCAACACCCGGUACCUCAACCUGAUGGAGAACAACAUCCAGCUGAUCCAGGCGGACACCUUCCGCCACCUGCACCACCUGGAGGUCCUGCAGCUGGGCCGGAACGCCAUCCGGCAGAUCGAGGUGGGCGCCUUCAACGGGCUGGCCAGCCUCAACACCCUGGAGCUCUUCGACAACUGGCUGACCGUCAUCCCCAGCGGGGCCUUCGAGUACCUCUCCAAGCUGCGGGAGCUGUGGCUGAGGAACAACCCCAUCGAGAGCAUCCCCUCGUACGCCUUCAACCGGGUGCCCUCCCUCAUGCGCCUGGACCUGGGCGAGCUGAAGAAGCUGGAGUACAUCUCCGAGGGGGCUUUCGAGGGCCUGUACAACCUCAAGUACCUCAACCUGGGGAUGUGCAACAUCAAGGACAUGCCCAACCUCACGCCCCUGGUGGGGCUGGAGGAGCUGGAGAUGUCGGGGAACAACUUCCCCGAGAUCAAGCCGGGCUCCUUCCACGGGCUCAAGUCGCUCAAAAAGCUCUGGAUUAUGAACUCGCAGAUCAGCCUGAUCGAGCGCAACGCCUUCGACGACCUCACGGCGCUGGUGGAGCUCAACCUGGCCCACAACAACCUCUCCUCCCUGCCCCACGACCUCUUCGCCCCGCUGCGCUACCUGGUGGAGCUGCACCUGCACCACAACCCCUGGGACUGCGACUGCGACAUCCUCUGGCUGUCCUGGUGGCUGCGCGAGUACAUCCCCACCAACUCCACCUGCUGCGGGCGCUGCCACGCGCCCCUGCACAUGCGGGGCAGGUUCCUGGUGGAGGUGGACCAGACCUCCUUCCAGUGCUCGGCGCCCUUCAUCAUGGACGCCCCGAUGGACCUCAACAUCUCCGAGGGGCGGGUGGCCGAGCUCAAGUGCCGGACUCCUUCCAUGUCCUCCGUUCGGUGGUUGCUGCCGAACGGGACGGUGCUGAGCCACGCGUCCAGCCACCCGCGCAUCUCCGUCCUCAACGACGGCACCCUCAACUUCUCCCACGUGCUGCUGACGGACACCGGCCUCUACACGUGCAUGGUGACCAACGUGGCGGGGAACUCCAACGCCUCGGCCUACCUCAACGUGAGCACGGCCGAGCUCAACACCUCCAACUACAGCUUCUUCACCACCGUCACGGUGGAGACCACGGAGAUCUCCCCCGAGGACGUCUCCCCCAAGUUCACCAAGCCCGUGCCCACCACCUCCACGGGCUACCAGCCGGCCUACACCACCACCACCACCGUCCUGGUGCAGACCACGCGGACGCCCAAGCAGGUGGCCGUGCCCACCGCCGACGCCGGCGACAAGAUGCAGACCAGCCUGGACGAGGUGAUGAAGACCACCAAGAUCAUCAUCGGCUGCUUCGUGGCGGUGACCCUCCUGGCCGCGGCCAUGCUCAUCGUCUUCUACAAGCUCCGCAAGCGGCACCAGCAGCGCAGCACCGUGACGGCCGCCCGGACGGUGGAGAUCAUCCAGGUGGACGAGGACAUCCCGGCGGCGGCGGCGGCCCCCGCCGGCGUCUCAGGUGAGGGGGCGGUCGUGCUGCCCGCCGUUCAUGACCACAUUAACUACAACACCUACAAAGCCGCGCACGGGGCCCACUGGACAGAGAACAGCCUGGGGAACUCGCUGCACCCCCCCGUAACCACCCUCUCUGAACCCUAUAUCAUUCAGACCCACACCAAGGAGAAAGUGCAGGAAACUCAGAUAUGACUUCUAUUUUUUUUCUUUUUUUUUUUUUUUUCCCCAUUUUUUUUUUUGUUUCCCAGAAAUUACAAAUGCAAUAGAAUGCACAAAAACAGAACAAAAAACAAAAAAAAAGAGACAGUAACUUUUGUACAGAGCGGGGGAGAGACUUUUUUUUCUUGUACAUGCUUAUAUAUUAAAUCUAUGGGCUGAUAAGAGGAGCAGAUUAUAUUAAAAUUAAAAAAAAGAAAAAAGAAAAAAAAAAAAAC
This is a messenger RNA of Oxyura jamaicensis (ruddy duck), 2304 nucleotides long. RefSeq names its product leucine rich repeat containing 4 (gene LRRC4). Bases 128 to 2062 code for a protein of 644 amino acids. NCBI's taxonomy places the organism in Eukaryota, Metazoa, Chordata, Aves, Anseriformes, Anatidae. Gene Ontology annotation, biological process: excitatory synapse assembly; synaptic membrane adhesion; modulation of chemical synaptic transmission. Gene Ontology annotation, molecular function: protein binding. The record is from RefSeq and is a predicted model, not a curated record. The transcript has a single exon. Gene Ontology annotation, cellular component: postsynaptic density membrane; glutamatergic synapse; plasma membrane.